AUGAAAGAGAUCCUCGAGAUCAUAGCACUUUUUCUAGGUUUUGCUGGCUGGAUAAUGAUUUUCGUAUCACUCCAAGAUCAGUAUUGGAAAGAAUCCACCACAGAUGGCAGCGUAAUUACAACCUCCACAAUCUAUGAGAACCUCUGGAUGUCUUGUGCAAGUGAUUCAACAGGGAUCUACAACUGUCGUGACUUUCCAUCUCUUUUUGCUCUCCCAGGGUACAUUCAGGCCUCCCGGGCACUCAUGAUCGCUGCCAUUGUGUUUGGGACGUUCGGGCUCGUGGCUACUCUUGUUGGAAUGAAGUGCUCAAAAAUAGGAGGAGAAAACUACAUCUUGAAGGGAAGAAUCGCUGCAAUCGGAGGAGUGUUCUUUCUACUGCAGGGGAUUUGCACCAUGAUUGCUGUGUCUUGGUAUGCAGCCAACAUCACGCAGCAGUUCUUUGACCAGUUUUAUCCCGGGACAAAGUAUGAGAUUGGAGAGGGCUUGUACAUCGGUUGGGCUUCAGCCACACUCGCCAUCUGUGGAGGUUCGUGCCUGUUGUGUGCCUGCAAAGUCAAAACACCCAAUGAAAAGAUACCGUAUCCGUACCAGCCGACCUCCAGAGGACACGUGCUGUCUACGGUGGAAUCGUCUCAGACUGUCCCAAGCAACUACGGAAGAAAUGCGUAUGUCUGAGAGGUGAUUGUCGAGGAGGAAGAGAGAGCAGGACUGGAGUCAGUUCAUCAGAUAGACGAACAAUGUUUAUUAUUGUAGGACAUGAUGAUCAAAUAUAUAUUCAACCUUCAGAUCACUUUAACUGUUAUACAAUUGUGCUCAAGUUUAUGAAGUUUGUGAGUUUGUGUUAUCAAGUGCUGGAAUCAUUUGUUAUACCCGCGUAUCCUCAAACCUGCCUCAGGUUUUCUGGCUGAGAAAGAUGAGAGAUGCACAAAAUGUUUUGUGGCUGUGCUGCAAACACAAAUCCUCUUCUGUAGGAAUAUCUAAUAUCUGUCGAGACACAUCUGAGAUUAGAAGCAAAAAGGGAGGAUCAAAGAAUUUACAUCGACUCUCAUCUCUGAACCAGAACACACGAGUAACAGGGUUGAAAUAAAUAUAGCUUUUGUAGGUUUUGUUCAUUUUAAUCUUUUUGGCAUAUAAUGGAUGGAUGGAUGGAAGUCUAUAAGCAUGAAGUAUCUGUGUAUAUUUUGAAUGUUGUGUCAGUUUUCUUCAGGGUGAUUUGUUUCUGGUGUAUUCCUGUGGAUUUUGUUAUGUUUUAUACACUAAUAAAUAUCAUUUUCAGUGACAGACUGAACAAGAAUUUUAAUGACGGACUAUUAUUUUCAACACUCAACAACAUGAGUUAUCAUAACAAUCUAAAAAAAAAAAAAAA
This is a messenger RNA of Acanthopagrus latus (yellowfin seabream), 1366 nucleotides long. RefSeq names its product claudin 15b (gene cldn15b). Gene Ontology annotation, molecular function: structural molecule activity. The transcript is spliced from 5 exons. The record is from RefSeq and is a predicted model, not a curated record. Gene Ontology annotation, biological process: bicellular tight junction assembly; cell adhesion. The coding region runs from base 1 to 675 and encodes 224 amino acids. NCBI's taxonomy places the organism in Eukaryota, Metazoa, Chordata, Actinopteri, Spariformes, Sparidae. Gene Ontology annotation, cellular component: plasma membrane; bicellular tight junction.